Aphis gossypii (cotton aphid) is the source of this 2282-nucleotide messenger RNA. RefSeq lists its product as uncharacterized. Bases 299 to 1954 code for a protein of 551 amino acids. Gene Ontology annotation, molecular function: DNA binding. The record is from RefSeq and is a predicted model, not a curated record. The transcript has 3 exons. Gene Ontology annotation, cellular component: nucleus. Lineage: Eukaryota; Metazoa; Arthropoda; Insecta; Hemiptera; Aphididae.
GUAUAACAUUGUUAAUAUUAUUAGAUGUAUGGCUACCCUGGUCGUCUCAGAUUGUGUGAUAAGAGUUUUGAAUCAAACUAUCGAUUAUUUUGCGAUUAAUCGAUGAAAAACUGUACAUGUGCCUGUUAUCAUUUACUUGAUAAUACAAUUUUAUAAUUUGUUAUUGAGCUAUUAAAUUAUUUUGUGAUCCGUUUUUAAUAAAUUUUUUUUUAUUAAAAAGUUUGUGUUCUGGAUUUAAUGUUUUUAUUUCUUUAUUUCAAUUUAAUUAUUUUAAUAAAAUCAAAUUAAAGGAUCUAGAAUGGUUAGGCAUUAUAAAAGAAAAACCAACCAACAUUCAUGGUCCGAAGAAUCUAUGAAGUCUGCAAUAUUAGCAUAUAAUAAUAAAGAAAUGGGAUUCAGAAAAGCUGCAUUAUCUUUUGGUGUUCCUCAAACUACUCUGGAAAGAAGAGCAAAACAAUUUGCUGCAACUGACAAUUUAGCUGAAGCUAGCACAAAAGCUCUUGGAAGAUUCAAAACGGUGUUUACUCAGGAGCAGGAGGUCCAAUUAGUAGAGUACAUAAAGACUAUGGAAGCGCGUUUAUUUGGUUUGACUUCAUUAGAGUUGAGAAGUUUAGCAUACCAAUUAGCAGUAAAAAAUAAUAUAAGCCAUACAUUUUGUAAAGAUGAUUUAGCAGGAGUGGACUGGUUGUAUGGCUUUAUGAAGCGACAUCCAGACUUAUCAUUACGUCAACCUGAAGCUACGUCAGCUGCUAGAGCAUCAGGCUUCAAUCAGGUUGCUGUUGGUAAGUUUUUUGCUUUAUUAACUGAAGUCGUGGAUAAAAAUAAAUUAACAGCUUCGCAAAUAUUCAACGUUGAUGAGACUGGGAUAACUUGUGUACCAAAAUCUCAUAGUAAAGUUAUUGCAUGUCGUGGCCGUCGACAAGUAGGAGCGAUAACUUCUGCUGAAAGGGGCCAGACGAUAACAGCUGAAAUAUGCAUGGGUGCUGAUGGGUCAUACAUGCCUCCAAUGCUUAUUUUUCCUCGCGUAAGAAACAAACCAGAACUUAUAGAUGGUGGACCACCUGGAGCAUGGGCUGAAGUUCAUCCAAGUGGAUGGAUACAAACCGAUUUGUUUCUUAAAUGGUUUGAUAAAUUUGUAAUUUUUUCCAGAGCAUCUAAGACCCAUAAGGUUUUACUUUUAUUAGAUGGCCAUGCUACACACACUAAAUCAUUAGAACUUAUAGAUAAAGCUAGAGAUGCUGGUGUUAUAUUGCUUUGCUUUCCACCUCACUGCACGCAUAGACUUCAACCAUUAGAUGUAGCUUUUAUGAAACCACUUAGCUUAUAUUAUAGUGAUGAAGUUAAGAAAUGGCUUAGAGAGCAUGCUAAAGACCACAGAGUUGUAACACAGUUUCAGAUUGCGUCGCUUUUUGGUAGAGCAUAUAUAAAAGCGUCAACUAUGACAACAGCCAUCAGUGGCUUCAGAGCAACAGGCAUUUGGCCAGUAGAUGCCAACAUAUUUAAAGAACAUGACUUCCUUGCUAGUGCUGCUACUGACAUUGAUUUAAAUGUUUCAGUAGCAGAUCAACAAAAUAUUUCAAACAGUGUGCUCCCAGUUCAACCAGAAGUGUUAACACCAAUCACACAAACAAAUAGUCUGCCCAUCAUCAAUGAUUCAACUCUUUCUCUAACACAGCAUAGUUCACCAGGAUGUUCUCAUUGGUCAGCAGGUGCUGAAAAAUCAUAUUUUACUUUAUCUCCUGAAGAAAUUCAACCUAUUCCUAAAAGUAAUAAAACCGCUGCACGAAUAUCUAGGAGAAGAGGGAAAACAGCAAUUCUCACAGAAUCUCCUUACAAAAAUGAACUUUUAGCUGCUAACAUAUUAAGUGCAACACCCAGACAAGUAAAACGUUCUUUAUCUUUCGGCCAAAAAAAAAGGCUAGAACAACCAAGAAAAAUCUUAACAAAAAACUAAAACCAACGAAGCGGAUGAAAAGUGUUUGUAUUGUGAUGAGCCUUACUCGACUUCAGUUGAUGGGUGGAUUCAGUGUGUGCAAUGUAAAAAAUGGGCUCAUUGUCCUUGUGCUGGAAUUGAAGAAGAUUAUGAGACAAUGUUUAAGUGUGAAUUUUGUUCCUAAAAAUAUUUUAAGUUGUAUUGUAUUUAAAAAGUUACAAUUUAUAUGUUUAUUUCCUUUAAGUCAAGUUAAUAUACAAGUAAAGUAUUUAAGUUUACAUCUAAGUUUUUUUUUAUAAAUAAUUUGUUUUGUUUGGAAAAUUAAUUAAAAUAUAUACAAUUUAAAUGA